AUGCAAAAUUGGUUUUCCGCCGUCGACGGUGACAGUGGCGGAUAUAAUUCACUUCCAAAGACGUUGUCGUCUUCAUUUUCGUCGCUGCUAGCAGCUUGGAAUUCGUAUGCUGCUACAAAAGGCUCCGACGUAGGCUCUAGUAGCCUCGUUGGAAAUGGAUUGAUUACAAUGUAUGGAAAAUGUAAUCGGUUACUGGAAGGACACCAUGUGUUUGAUGAAAUGCCUAGUAGAGAUAUCAUCUUCUGGAAUGCUAUAGUUGCUUCCUACACCCAAAAUCGGAUGUUUGAUGAUGCGUUGGAGAUUUGUAAGACAAUGAUGCAAUGUUCUACCUUAAAACCAAAUGCAUGCCCCAUGGCUAGCCUUUCCCCUGCUGUAACAACUUCUACUUCGUCUACCAACGUAAUGUUUAUGAAAGAAAUGUUCAUGAAUCACGCUAGAGAGAGUUUAAUUUCUUGGAAUCGGAUUUCGAGAUUGAUUGUUGCAAGUGUUGUUGAUUCAUCUUUUGAUCGGAGAAGAAGAAGAAGAAGAACUAAAAGAAACUUUGUGGAUGAACAAUUCAAGAAGCAGUGCUGGAUCAUUCUUGUGGGCCUUUAUCAGCAACGAUAG
Molecule: messenger RNA, 606 nt
Organism: Lactuca virosa
Lineage: Eukaryota; Viridiplantae; Streptophyta; Magnoliopsida; Asterales; Asteraceae
Source: the annotation of a GenBank genome assembly